This is a messenger RNA of Acaulospora colombiana, 720 nucleotides long. Lineage: Eukaryota; Fungi; Glomeromycota; Glomeromycetes; Diversisporales; Acaulosporaceae. The record is from the annotation of a GenBank genome assembly.
AUGGAACAUCAACGAGGACAUCCUCCACAACGUAGCAAAUCAACUGUCAGACAAGUUCCUGAUGGAUCUACACCACUGGGAAUACUUUUUGACGAAGCAUCGAACGAUCUUGGGGACGGGAACGCGGAAACGGCGCAGAGCAAUCCUGCCACCUUGGAAGCAACCAUGUCGACGUCCAAACCAAUGACUUUGGCAAAGGCGAAUGAUCUCAUUUUGGGAGCAUUCUCUAAUGUUCCGCCUUCCCCAGAAUUGGAUCAUGCCGUCCGUUUCCUGAGUACUUGGUCCGGAAAUGACAAAUUCUUUGGGCUAGUGGAGAAUACCGCCAAGAUACUGGUUCCUCUUCUCGAAAUGCUCGCUAGACGGCGCUACCAAGCGGGUUCCCAGAAGAUCCCAGCAAGUGUGACUGCAGGAAGUUUGAAGAAACUUGGUGCCCUCAUAUCAGACUAUCGAACAUUGGGGAGGUUGUGGGUGGUUAAUCUCACUGGAACGCACAUCACCUCCAACCAGGCGCCUCUUAACGAUCGAGAGGAUUCAAGGACUGGCAAUGCUCGUCUAUUACCCAUUCGAACAUCUCUACUAUCUUGGAUCUCAAGGAAUUCUUCCCAUCCCCAAGCAGCGACUAGGGAAAUACUCUCUUUGGUCUUGUCGCGCAUGGGCUCUCUACGUCUGUCUCCAGUUUCUUCACCUCAGAGAGGACUGGAAACUUUUAAAGAGACGUGA